Messenger RNA from Olea europaea var. sylvestris, 2185 nucleotides. RefSeq names its product protein VASCULAR ASSOCIATED DEATH 1, chloroplastic. Lineage: Eukaryota; Viridiplantae; Streptophyta; Magnoliopsida; Lamiales; Oleaceae. The record is from RefSeq and is a predicted model, not a curated record. Bases 1 to 1932 code for a protein of 643 amino acids. The transcript has 19 exons. Gene Ontology annotation, biological process: negative regulation of programmed cell death.
AUGGACCCCACAGCCUCGCCUCCAAUUUCACAAUCAAUGGAUCAUAAUUCUUCUGCACGCUUCUCCGCCGCCUCCGCCGAUAUUGACUCAUCUUCGUACGCCGACGCACCUGAUCUCCCCUCCACUUCAAUCCCUAGCCCUCCCAGAAAAUUCGAUAGUCAGUGUGCUAAUGCAUAUUAUUUGGCAUUUGAUGGGGAUACUCUUUCAAGUUCUAAUGAGACUGCCUGGAAGAAUCCGACUGCUAUGGUUCUUGUUCAAGAUUUUAACUGUGCAUUGCAAGAGAAUUUUCUUCUUCAGGGCCACAUGUACCUCUUUGACCGUUAUAUCUGCUUUUAUUCCAACUUAUUUGGAUUUGAGACGAAGAAAAUCAUCCCAUUUCAUGAAGUCACGUUUAUAAGGAGAGCAAAGGUAGCAGCUAUCUUCCCUACUGCAAUAGAAAUAACAGCUGGAGGGCAGAAGUAUUUCUUCACCUCAUUUUUAUCCCGUGAUGAAGCUUUCAAGCUCAUUAAUGAUGGCUGGUUGCAGCAUAGCAAUGGGUCUAAAGAAAUUACAGAUCAGCAGGAUUCGAAGUCUGAGAAUGGUAGCCAAGAGAAUAUGAGUGCCAUAGUUGAAAAAUCUGAGAGUUGCAGUCAAUCUGUGGACAAUCUGGAUAUCAUUGAAAGGGAUAAGAAUGUUCCCAUGACUGAAGAUUCUAAACUCUCAGUUAAUGGUGAACCUGAAACUGUGUCCACAUCUUCAGGAGUGCAAACUAAUGAGGUAGAGGAUGUAGAAGUUGCUCAAAGUAUUGAGUGUUCAUCUUCUGGAAAAUCUUCUGUUUGGGAGCAGGAGGAUUCUGAUGCACCUGGAGUUCCUGAAUGCUACACGAUGGUUGCCGAAUCAAAGUUUCCGAUAGAUGUUGAGGAGUUUUUUCAUCUGUUCGUUUCAGAUGAUAGUGUUAGUUUUCAGGAGUCCUUCCAUGAAAAAUGCGGUGAUAAAGAUUUCAAAUGUACUUCAUGGCGUCCGCAUGAAAUAUAUGGGCACACCCGUGAUGCAUCAUUUCAACAUCCAAUUAAACUAUAUUUUGGUGCGAGAUUUGGUAGCUGUCAGGAGGUUCAGAAAUAUCGAGUUUACAAGAACUGUCACUUGGUUGCUGAAACUUCACAAGAGAUCAGUGAUGUACCAUAUGGGGAUUAUUUUCGAGUUGAGGGGCGAUGGGAUGUGGAGAGAGAUGGCAGUGAUUCGAAACCUGGCUGCAUAUUGAAGGUUUACAUCCAUGUGGCCUUUUCCAAGAAAACCAUGUGGAGAGGGAAGAUAGUGCAGUCUACAUUGGAAGAGUGCCGGGAAGCUUAUGCCAUUUGGAUAGAUCUUGCACACGAGUUGUUGAAGAAGAAGAACCUUGAAAAGGAAGAAGCUGUCAGUCUUCCAUCGAACUUGAUACCAAAUGGUCAAAUUAUAUUAAAAGAGCAUGGAAGCACUGAGAAAUGUGUUUCAGAGAGAGCAAGUGAUGCAAACAUAUCCAAAAGGUUGCCCAACUUGAAUGAUGUGAACCAAAAAAUCACCAAUGCCCAGCAAAUAAAUCAUAGUGGCUCUGCAUCAGUUGGAUCCUCGUUAAAAGAUUCCUUUGCGAAAUUCUGUACGUCUUUGAAAUGUCAAAGCACGCCUUCCCUAAUUCUGGUCAUCACGGUUGCUGUGAUUCUCCUUUUAAUGCAGAUUAGCAUUCUCGUGUUAUUGAGUCGACCUCAGCGGAUCCACCUGAUUCCUCAAGCAGAUGGCAUGAGCGGCAUGCACAGAGGGGGAGAUAGAGCGGAAACACUCGGCUUGCUUGAUAGGCAAAUGAAAAUUCUCAAGGAGGAGAUGCACGUGGUCGAGGCUUUACUUGAGAAAAUGCAGCAUGAGCAUACUCUAUUGAAAAGAAAGUUGAAAGACUUGGAGAUCUCAAGAAACAGACAGUAAUGACAGAAAAAAUUGUACAUCAGCAACUGUAUAUGAGUACCUUCACUCUUUGAGCUUGCUCUUUCAUGUACUAGUCCACGUGCACAUCUGAAUACACAUUUUUACAAAACAGGAACUCCAUGCUGUUUGGGCAAACAAAUGGGGUACUUAUUUUCACACACAAGUACAUAGAGAUAUACUUUCAAAAAGUAGCUUUUAAGUUCGGCCAGACACGGAUCGACUUAUAUUUGAAUGGAAAUUACCAUUAGAAAAA